Messenger RNA from Sardina pilchardus (European sardine), 4808 nucleotides. RefSeq names its product pecanex 4 (gene pcnx4). The coding region runs from base 333 to 3959 and encodes 1208 amino acids. The record is from RefSeq and is a predicted model, not a curated record. Gene Ontology annotation, cellular component: membrane. NCBI's taxonomy places the organism in Eukaryota, Metazoa, Chordata, Actinopteri, Clupeiformes, Clupeidae. The transcript is spliced from 11 exons.
UCUUCAUUGUCAUAUAUUCUGAUGAUAGUAAAGCAAUAUAAUUAUCCAUGGGAAAGUCUGACCUACCGAUGAUUAAUGAGUCGAUACUCUAUAUGCAUGUUGUAACUAAGGAAUAGUAAAAGGCGGCUUCUCCAUGCACUGGUGCUACAGCACACAACCCAAGUCAACCAGUGGUUCCGAAACCUGGCUGAAACGUUCAUUACUGCAUUAUCUACAACAGAGAGAUGUUGCCUCUGUGAUCUCAUCAUGAAGCAUUCCAGCAGAGCAGGUGUGAUGCCCCUUUAGUACUGCAUGGAGGUGAGCGGGGGCCUCCCCAGCAGGCUGUGUUCAUCAUGGGGCCUGAAGUUCCCCUGCUCAACGACUACAAGCAGGAGUUCUUCUGGAAGCGCUUUCCACAGACUCUGCUGGGGGGUCCGCGCCUCAAACUUGGCUACUGUGCCCCCCCAUAUGUCUACCUGCACCAGCUGCUCUUGUUCCUCACACCCUGCAUGCUUGGCGGGGUGGGCACCGUGCUGUACCAGGUAGGCGUGCUGGGCGAUGCCUACGCUGCCACGCUCUCGGGGGGACUUAUGCUGGCCGUGGCGGCCACGCUGCAGACCUUGGCGCAGUGCGUGGCGCGGAGGACCGGGGUUGUCCAGCGUCUCUCGGCACAGAACAACAUCCUGGCAGACGAGGAGGAGGUCGAGUUCUCGCACUGCGUGGCUCCGGAGACCGUGCGCUUCAUCGUGCCCGGCAAGAAGUUCAUGGUGAACGUCGUCCUGCACACGUUGUUGGCUGGCAUGCUGUGCGGUCUGGGGACCUGGUAUCUGCUGCCCCGCAGCUUGGUAGCUCUGUAUGGGGGCAUGGGCGCAGCGAUGCCAGUCUUUGCCCUCAGCUGGGUGACACUGUGCAGCGGGGAGUACGCUCUGAUCGUCAACACGCCCCCAGAGACGGCCACGUUCCAGCCCCAGGACACCUAUGAGAUCACAGCGCUCACCAGACCUUUGUACAUUCUGAUCUUCAUUGCUGUCGACCUGGUCUACAGAUUGACAGACCCAAUGAAUGAGUUACGGUUGGCAUGUCAGGUGCUCCACGCGGUGUUUGUGGUGCUGCCCGUGCUGUGGGCACUGGGCACCCUGCCCCCUCCCGAUGCCCUGCUCCUAUGGGCCAUGGAACAGGUUCUGGUGCUGGGGCUAGGCGGCUCUGCCAUGGCCACAAAUCUCAGGCUGCUGGUGAUGUUUCUGGUGUCAGCAUCCGUGGCUGUGAGCACCUACUUCAUCCCCUCCACUCUGGGUGUGGUCCUCUUCACGGUCGGCAUGGGCUACCUGCUGAGCUUGGACGGGAGCCAGGUGGGCAUGGCGUUCGGGUCCAGGCGGGCCCAGAACCGUGCUCUCUCCCUGGGCCUGAAGGGCCUGCCGCUGGGCCUGAUCUUCCUGGCCGGAGCCAUGGCGGACGGGGGUCUGCUCCACCACUACCUCUUUGAACGCCCCACCCAGACAGGGAACCUCAGCCUGGAGGGAGCUCCCACGGAGGAGCUGCCCUCGGUCAGUCUCCACGGGGUCCAAGCAGCGGUGGCCUACGCGCUCAUCUGUCUCCUGGUUCUCAGCCGGGGACUGAGGGAGAUCCAGGGGGUGUUCCUGCUAGGAGGCACUCUAAGGAACCCCCUGUACCCCAGACAGACCGGCUGCUCUCAGGCCUUCAGACGUAGCAGUAGGGGUCUCCGCCUGGCUGGAUAUCUCAGGAGGGUCCUGCUCAAUCUGGUGUCUCCCUUUGCCAUGAUUGCUUUCCUGGCUCUGGAUGGAUCUCUGUUGGACCUGCACACAGCAUCACUAGCAGUGGGCUUCACGCGAGCUUUCAGAAUGGUGUGGCAGAACUCGGAGGAUGCCCUGCUCCAGAUGGUGGUGGUGGUGCUGGUAAGGCUCGGCUCACAGGGGGCACCGGCUACAGGAUGGCACAGCCUGGGCACAGGGGUACAGCUGCUGGUGGUGGGCUUGCUGAUUGACCGCGCCUCCCAGUUCAUUUCCAAGCUGAAGUUUGCCCUGACCGUGAUCGUCACGUCGUGGACAGAGACGAAACAGCGGCGCCAGUCCACCAGCGCCAUGUUGAUCCUGAACGCAGUGCUGUUCCCCGUCCUGCUGGGGGAGCUGGUGCUCUCCGCCCUCCUCUCGGCGCCCCUCCUGCCCCUCUUCACUCUGCCCAUCUUCCUGGUGGGCUUCCCCCGACCCCUGCGCUCCUGGCCGGGCACCCCCGGCACCGCCUGCCCCUGCCCAGACUCGGUGUACUACCAGCAGCUCAGCGCCCGCCUGGCGUCUGCCCUCAGGGGGGCCAUCGCAUGCGGCGCCCUCGGUGCAGCCCCGCCUGGCUCUCACUUCCUGUGUCGUUUCCAGGACCGCGUGAUGUGGCUCACGCUGCUAGAGCGCGGUUAUGGAUACUGCACCCUCAACAUCAAGGGUUUGGAGCUCCAGGAGACGUCGUGUCACACGCUGGAGGCCCGGCGCAUGGACGAGGUGUUCGAGGCAGCCCUGGCACAGUCCCACAUGCCCAACCAGUGGCGCCAGCUGCUCAACCCCCACUGGGGCAACACGCUGACGCCCUGCUGCGCGCUGCCCGUGCGCCUCUACUCGGACGCGCGCAACGUGCUCACGGGCAUCAUCGACUCGCACGAGCACCUGCGCAAGCUGCGCGGCGACUACGUGAAGGUGCUGCUGUGGCUGCUGCUGCAGCGCUGCGCCCAGAGGGACCGGCUGACGCCGCCGCUGCAGGAGAAGGCGCCGCUGUCGCCGGGCGCGGACAGCGGCAGCUCCCAGCGCGCGCUGCAGCGCGACACGCAGUUCUCCACCACCCACCUCCCGGGCUCGCACUCCUCGUCCUUCUCCUCGUCCUCCUCCAUGUCCACGUCGUCGUCGCCGGGCCAGCGCGGCAGCCUGAGCUCGUCGGCCGACUGGCUGGACGACGACGACCUGUUCGGGCCGCAGGUGGCGCGCCGGCCCGUGCCGGCGGCGCCCCAGGAGCGGAACUUCUCGCUGCCGGGCUCCGUGGAGGUGCUGAGCCUGUACGAGAACAUGGCGCUCUCGGCGCUGCCGCCGCUGCGCCCGCUGGGCCUGGGCCUGCCCGCCGCCGACCGCGGCAGCGUCGACGGCGGGCUGCACGAGGCCUCCUUCCCGCCCGCCGCGGGGCCGCGUCGCCUCAGCGGGCCGCACGCGCAGCUCCUGCCCGGCGAGUGGCGGACGGCCGCCCCGCUGGCCCCGCCGCAGAUGCUCCAGCUGCAGCCGCUGGUGCCCGCCGACUGGUUCCACUUCGCCGUGGGCCGGCUGGCGGCGGGGGGCCAGCACGCCGCCGCGCUCCUGCAGGAGGAGAGGGACGCGCUGGAGCUCUUCAGCCAGGUGGCGCUCUCCUGCCUGGUGGCGCUGGGCCUGGAGGCGGAGCUGCCCAGCCCCAGCCUGGUGUUCCGCCUCUACGGAGGGGGCGCUCCCUGGAGCGAGGCUCUGGAUUGGCUGAAGGGGAGGAGAGAGCUGCACCAGCUGGCCCUUAAAGCGUUUAGGUACAGCUUCAAGCUGCUGUUUGACCAGGCGAGCCUGGGGCCGAUGGAGAGUGCCGAGGAGCUCCAGGCCACUCUGGACGAGUACGAGCACCACUGGUACAUCGGCACGGCGACAGACCACGGCUGGCAGGAGAGCGUGCGUCAGGAAAAGCCCUUCCUCUUCUCGCUGGGCCACGACCUUGCCAUGGGGACGUACACUGGCCGUGUGCUAACCCUGCAGGAGCAGCUGGUGUACGUGGGUCAGGUGUGUGCCGAGGGCGUGCGGGGCCAGUGGGCCAACCUCUCCUGGGAGCUGCUGUACGCCACCAACGACGACGAGGAGCGCUACAGCAUCCAGGCCCACCCGGUGCUCCUGAGGAACCUGACCGUGCAGGCCGCAGACCCGCCCCUGGGGUACCCCAUCUACUCCUCCGCCCCCCUGCACCUGGGCUGCCUCUAGCAGCCGCACCAGAGCGCACUCAGACGAGACACCGAGACUGUAUGAUCAUGGAAAGGAACUCAACUCUUUUUUGAGUAAUGCCAAAAAUAGCUGUCAUAAGAGGUGUUGUGAACGGGAAAUGUCGACAUAUCCUUUUAGGUGAGCUUGACGUUUAGGUUCUCAUUCCACACAGGAGCAGCAGGGGGGGGGGGGGUACAAAGCCUUACACACAAACACACACAGACACGUGGCUGUAAAGAUUGAGGACCUGCAGUGUUGUCUCAGGGUAUGAGAUAAAAAGCACUUUGGGCACGAGGAAAGGAUCAAGCAGUUGGCUCUUGGAGAGUUGCCACGUAAGGGUCACCUUUGGUUGAUAUUGGUGUGUGGAUGCACCCAUCAAAGGACUGAUUCCCUGUCGUCUUUCCUGAAUUAGGAUCUGGUGGCUUGGCGAUUCCGUCAGCCCUCUUGAAGGCAUGGCCUGAGGGUCUUCGGAAAGGCUUUGCACUAUGUGUCUGUUAUAAACUGCAGGAGUACUGGAAGACUACAGCCGUUUCCCUUUUAAAUGUGAAUAGCAUCAUAAGGCCAUAUUUAUUCAGUUCUUUUCUAACAGCAAAUUGUGUCUGCACCACAGGAACUCUUGCGAAACUUGCAACUGAACUUAACUGAACACUAUUUCCUCCUUGUAAAAACACUAAGCAUUGGUCUUGCAGUCCUCCCCUCCUCUCUGAAGACUCCUUCAGUGUUUUGAAUUUCAGUGUGGUGGUCCAUGUGUUCACUUCUCUAUUUGCGGUAAACAUUGUAUAAAUACUUUUAUUUCUGUAAAAUGUUUAUUGUAUGUACAGUUUAUUACAGUAAAAGUUUUUUCCAAAA